Molecule: messenger RNA, 2453 nt
Organism: Cuscuta epithymum
Lineage: Eukaryota; Viridiplantae; Streptophyta; Magnoliopsida; Solanales; Convolvulaceae
Source: the annotation of a GenBank genome assembly
GAGACACUAAAAAGAAUCUGCAUUUGGUGUUCAUUGACUUAGAAAAGGCGUAUGAUAGGGUACCUCGAGAAGUUCUUUGGUGGGCCUUAACUAGAAAAUGCAUAUCACGUAAGUAUAUCAGUAUCAUCAUGGAUAUGUAUGAGCCUUGUACUACGAGUGUAUGUACUAGUAUAGGGAGGACCACAUAGUUCCCUAUUACUACCGGAGUGCACCAAGGAUCGGCUCUGAGUCCCUUCUUAUUUGUUAUAGUCAUGGACGAACUUACGAAGUCAAUUCAAGAAGAUAUACCAUGGUGCAUGAUGUUUGCCGAUGAUAUUGUAUUGAUUGAUGAGACAUAAUCGGGUGUUAAAGCAAAGUUAGAAGUAUGACGACAAACUUUGGAGACCAAGGGUUUCAGACUAAGUCGGAGCAAGACUGAGUAUAUGGAGUGCAAGUUUUGUAAAGGUAGAAGUAGUAGCAACAGUGGGAUUACUCUGGAUGGUAAGAAAAUACCAGUGUGUGAUAUGUUUCGUUAUUUGGGCUCCAUAAUUCAGAAGGAUGGUGAAUUAGAUGGAGAUGUAUCGCAUAGAAUCAGAGCUGGGUGGAUGAAAUGGAAGAGUGCAUCAGGAUUUCUUUGUGAUCGAGGUAUGUCGUCUAGACUGAAAGGUAAAUUUUAUCGAACAGCAAUUAGGCAUGCAUUAAUGUAUGGCGUAGAGUGUUGGGCGGUGAAACAAUGUCACUUUCAAAAGAUGAGUGUGACAGAUAUGUGUAUGUUGCGUUAGAUGUGUGGACAUACCAGAAAAGAUCGCGUGAGGAAUGAGGUAAUCAGACAAAAGGUGGGAGUAACACCUAUAGAAGAGAAGAUGCAGGAGUCUCGUUUGCGGUGGUUUUGGCAUGUGCGUCGAAGACCGAGUGAUGCACUUGUUAGACGACUUGAGGGGUGGGGAGAAGAGACAGAGAGGAAAGGGAGGGGAAGACCUAAACAGACUUGAAUUAGAUGAAUCAGAACUGAUAUGCGUCUUCGUGGGUUGGAUGAGAGCAUGACUUUAGAGAGGGCAAAGUGGAGGGCGUGUGGACGGUUGAUAUUUUUUUUCUUUUCCUCUCUCGUUUUCUUUUCUUUUCUUUUCUUUUCUUUUAUUGCUUAUCUUCUUUGUCUUUUCAUGUUCUUAUGUUAUUUUUAUGUUCUCCCUUUUUUAUGUUCUUUUAUCUUUCUUAUAUUCUUAUAUUUAUCUAUUUUUAUAAUAUUCGUUUUAUCUUUUUAUUUCCUCUUGUUUGUCUUCUCUUUAUGACUUCGAUAUAAUGGACCGAUUCAUGUUAACCGACCGCAAAAUCUUUUAGGAUUAAGGCUUGGAUGUAUAUGUGUAUCUUUUCCAAUUAUAUAAACUCCCUAUAAUUAACCGGACUGUUUUGAAGAGGAUACGGUUCGGGUCCUGAUUCAGUCAACAUUUUGUCUCGUGCUUUAUCCGCAUCGUCUCUUUCUUUAAUUAAAGACUGCCUUUGUGCCUCACCUCUGUUCACCUGAGACCAUACGAGAGCCGAGCAUAAGAAUACCACAAGUGUAGAAGCUAUAAAAAAACAACAUAGAUCGGAAAAGAAGAAAUGUCAUCGGAGAAACGAUCUUCAAGGCCGCCAUUAUCGGAGACCCAGAACCUCUCUUGCCCACGUUGCCACUCCACCAACACCAAAUUCUGCUACUACAACAACUACAACCUCUCCCAGCCGCGCCAUUUCUGCAAGUCCUGCCGCCGUUACUGGACCCGCGGCGGAUCCAUCCGUAACGUCCCCGUCGGCGGCAGCCGCAGGCGCCCCUCCGGUAAACGCUCCCGCGCCGCAACUUCCCCGACACGCUCUGUUCGCUCCCCUGUUCCUGCGGCUCUUGGAUUGCGUGCCGGGUCGGGUCGCGACGUGAAUCUGAACGAGACGGUGUCUGGGCCCGAGACCGCCGGGAGUUUCACGUCUCUGCUGAGCUCCACGGCGGUGGACAGCGGUAUUGAGUAUGUGUUUGGGUCGAAUGGGUUGGAUUACGGGUUCGGGCUCUGCGACUGGGCGACCGAAGAUAUAGUCGGUGAAGCUGCUGGUGGAAGUGUCAUUGGAAGCGUGGCUGCUCCGAGUUGGAACGCGUGGCGGACCGGCGGCGGAGAGAUCGCUGAAGGCGGCCUCGCCGACGUCGGUGAUUGUUUAGGCUGGCCGGAACUCGCCAUUUCUGGACCCGAAUGGAAAUCUUGAAUCGGCUAAUGAAAAUAAUGGAAGGUUAAUUGUGUUGAACCAUGGAUAUGCGUAUGGUUUUGUUUCUUUAAUUACGUUUCACAUGUCUAGUUAAUUAACUGCUCAAAAUUUGUAGGGUACUUAGUAUAUUACGAGUAAUAGAAAACAGUGGUUCUAAACUUCUAAUUACAGUGUUUUUAGCGCGUAGAUACUCAUCAAAAAGAGUCUGUUGAUCUAUCUCGAAGAAAUGCAGUAUUAUUGACUCGUUA